Messenger RNA from Bolinopsis microptera, 1155 nucleotides. RefSeq lists its product as uncharacterized. Bases 1 to 1155 code for a protein of 384 amino acids. Lineage: Eukaryota; Metazoa; Ctenophora; Tentaculata; Lobata; Bolinopsidae. The transcript is spliced from 2 exons. The record is from RefSeq and is a predicted model, not a curated record.
AUGACGUUGAAAAAGAUAACCCACUUCAAGAUGAGAAAGAUGACAUUGAAAAAGAUAACCCAGUUCAAGAUUUGCAAGAUGACAUUGAAAAAGAUAACCCAGUUCAAGAUUUGCAAGAUGACGUUGAAAAAGAUAACCCAGUUCAAGAUUUGCAAGAUGACAUUGAAAAAGAUAACCCAGUUCAAGAUUUGCAAGAUGACGUUGAAAAAGAUAACCCAGUUCAAGAUGAGCAAGAAGACAUUAAAAAAGAUAACCCAGUUCAAGAUUUGCAAGAUGACGUUGAAAAUGAUAAUCCAGUUCAAGAUGAGCAAGAGGACAUUGAAAAAGAUAACCCAGUUCAAGAUUUGCAAGAUGACUUUGAAAAAGAUAACCCAGUUAAAAAUGAGCAAGAUGACAUUGAAAAAGAUAACCCAGUUCAAGAUGAGCAAGAAGACAUUAAAAAAGAUAACCCAGUCCAAGAUUUGCAAGAUGACGUUGAAAAAGAUAACCCAGUUCAAGAUUUAUGACAUUGAAAAAGAUAACCCAGUUCAAGAUUUGCAAGAUGACGUUGAAAAAGAUAACCCAGUUCAAGAUUUGCAAGAUGACAUUGAAAAAGAUAACCCAGUUCAAGAUUUGCAAGAUGACGUUGAAAAAGAUAACCCAGUUCAAGAUUUGCAAGAAGACAUUAAAAAAGAUAACCCAGUUCAAGAUUUGCAAGAUGACGUUGAAAAAGAUAAUCCAGUUCAAGAUUUGCAAGAUGACAUUGAAAAAGAUAACCCAGUUCAAGAUUUGCAAGAUGACGUUGAAAAAGAUAACCCAGUUCAAGAUGAGCAAGAAGACAUUAAAAAAGAUAACCCAGUUCAAGAUUUGCAAGAUGACGUUGAAAAAGAUAAUCCAGUUCAAGAUGAGCAAGAGGACAUUGAAAAAGAUAACCCAGUUCAAGAUUUGCAAGAUGACUUUGAAAAAGAUAACCCAGUUAAAAAUGAGCAAGAUGACAUUGAAAAAGAUAACCCAGUUCAAGAUGAGCAAGAAGACAUUAAAAAAGAUAACCUAGUUCAAGAUUUGCAAGAUGACGUUGAAAAAGAUAAUCCAGUUCAAGAUGAGCAAGAGGACAUUGAAAAAGAUAACCCAGUUCAAGAUUUGCAAGAUGGUUUUAUAAAGAUAACCCAGUUCUAG